Messenger RNA from Arachis stenosperma, 2145 nucleotides. Its product is annotated as disease resistance protein RUN1-like. Lineage: Eukaryota; Viridiplantae; Streptophyta; Magnoliopsida; Fabales; Fabaceae. The transcript is spliced from 4 exons. Bases 1 to 2145 code for a protein of 714 amino acids. Gene Ontology annotation, biological process: defense response. The record is from RefSeq and is a predicted model, not a curated record.
AUGGCGAAUCACCCAAAAGAAAGCACUACAAAGGUUAUAGGCUCUAAUUUGAUUUAUAAAAAUUUAGAAGAGUGGAAGUCUGCUUUGGACAAAUAUGAGAAGAAUCCUCCUAAAGACAUUCAAAGUGUUCUUAGAGUGAGCUAUGAUAGUCUUGAAGGCAAUGAAAAGGAUAUUUUUCUUGACAUAGCAUGCUUCUUCAAUGGGAAGAAAUGGGAAUAUGUAAAAAAUGUAUUAGAUGGAUGUGGUAUGUUUACAGAAGAUGGUAUUAGAAUACUAGUUGAUAAAUCUCUCGUAACUAUCAAAGAUGGUUACUUGAGGAUGCAUGAUCUAAUACAGAAUAUGGGUAGAGAGAUUGUGAAGCAGGAGGCACCAAAAGAAGUUAGAGACCGCAGCAGAUUAUGGUUUCAUGAAGAUGUUCUUGAGCUACUACCCGAUGAUAAAGAAAAUAAAAAAAUUGAAGGAAUAAAGCUUGUUCAAUGUGAAGAACAUGAUUGGACUGACAAUGCCUUUGAAAAGAUGAAGAAACUUAGAAUUCUCAUUCUUCGGAACACAAACCUUUCAUGUCGGACUAUUCCUCAACCUGAGCAAUUAAGGCUGCUUGAUUGGAAGGGGUACCCUUCAAAUUCUAUUCCGUCGAACUUAAAAAAAAUUGUUGCCUUAAGUUUACGUCAUAGUCCUCUCAUGUUGGAAAAGCCGUUUCAGAACUUUGAGCAUUUGACUUACAUGAAUUUCUCCCAUUGUGAAUCCAUCACUCAUUUUCCUAAUGUAUCUGAAGCCCAAUGUUUAAGAAAGUUGAUACUCAAUGGAUGCAUAAACUUGGUUAGGUUUGAUGAAUCAGUUGGAUUUCUCCCAAACCUUACAUAUUUGAGAGCUUCAAAGUGCACUAAGUUAAGAAAGUUUCUUUCAAGAAUUUGUCUGCCUUCACUAGAGCACCUUUCCUUUAACUGGUGUAGAAUACUUGGACUCUUCCCGGACAUUGUGGGAAAGAUGGAUAAGCCAUUAAAGAUUUGUUUGAAAGCUACUGCUAUUCAAGAGCUUCCAGAUUCUUUUGUUGAUCUUGUAGGACUUCACUAUUUAGAUUUGACAAGUUGCGAGAAACUUGGUUAUCUUCCAAGCAGCUUAUUUAUGCUGCCAAAUUUGGUCACAUUGAAAGUUGGAGGAUGCCCUCAACUUGGUGGAUCAUUUGCAAGAUUCAGAGGAAGCCUUCCAACUACUGCAGAGAGCCGUCCAAGUUUAGAAACUCUGCAUUUCAGCCAUGCAAGUUUACGUGACGAAGAUCUUCAUGUAAUUAUGCAGAGUUUUCCAAGCUUGGAAGUCUUAGAUGUUUCAUCAAACAACUUUGUGUCUAUUCCAGCAUGCAUUCAUGAAUCGUCCUACUUGACAAGUUUGGAUUUGAGUUACUGCCUAAAUCUUCAAGAAAUUCCAAAACUUCCCUCUAGUGUUAGGAAAGUGGAUGUGAGACACUGCAAUUCCUUAAGUGCAAGCACAACAAGUAUGCUAUGGUCACAGAUUCCAGAAUGGUGGGACCAUUGUACAAGAUGGAAGCACAAUCCAUCGUACCUGAAUUUAAAGGCACGUGGCAAGUUCCCUGCUGUGGCUUUGGCGUUUGUGUUUGGAGAAAUGAACUAUCAAUCUGUUGGGCUGCACUUGUCCAUUGACUAUGGGGAUGUAAACUCUGCAUACCAACCAUCGCAUAAUUUCAGAGUUGCAGAAAAUCAUGUGUUGUUGUGCGACCUACGACUAUGGUUCAGUGAUGAGGAGUGGAAGAGACUUGAUGCACAUGUUGAGCAUGGUAACACAUGGAAGACAGUGAAGGUGAGGUGUGUACCAGACAUCAUCCCAGUUCAUUGGGGAGUGUAUGUUUACAAGGAAGAAACAAGCAUGGAAGAUAUCCAAUUUCAGGAGAGGGAGUUGACUUACCAAAGUUGUCCGGAUCGUUCUUGGAAGAAGAGAUUAUCUUCUGCUGAGAAACUCGCCAUUGCUAGCUUCUCAGAAAGCCUCCAAACUGUGGUAAAAAAUUUGAAGCGGCUUAUGGCUCCAAGAGAAGAAGAGCAAUGCUUUUGCUUAAUGCAACAUGACAGAGAUAAGGACAAAGAUGAGGAUGAGGAUGAGGAAGAGGAAGGAGAGUCAGACAUAGAAGCAUAG